CUCUGUGUCUAAAUAUACCAUCAUGUCAAUACCAGAGGAUGUCCAAAGCUCCCUGAAAUUGCCACCUUUGACCAUAUAUCAGAAGGGGAAAACCUUUCACGAAACUGAAGAUAUCCAUAGCACCUUUGAGAGACUCGCUACACUUCACAGGCUCCUCCCUGACCCUCUGAGGGAAUUGCUGUGCUCCUUCAUUUGUGAAGAGGACGUUCGAGAAAAUUAUGAAUUCCCCAAACUUGAAAAGAUUUUAAAAGUUAAGAAGCUGCCAAGUGAGAUUUACACAGCAGCAGCACCAAAUCAUGUGACCCCCUGGAGAAGAAACAUUUCCAACACAAUGUUUGAAAGAAGUAGAGAACUCAGCUUUCCGAAGAAGCAAUUUAAGGGGAUUUUAAUGUCAGCUGUAAUCGUAAGAGUGUAAGUUCCUUGAGGGCAGAGCUAGUUUCGUCUUUGCAUCCGUACCACC
Molecule: messenger RNA, 460 nt
Organism: Phascolarctos cinereus (koala)
Lineage: Eukaryota; Metazoa; Chordata; Mammalia; Diprotodontia; Phascolarctidae
Source: RefSeq, a predicted model, not a curated record